CCUUACAGUACGAGUUCAAAGCCAAGAACAUCAAGAAGAAGAAAGUGAGCAUCAUGGUGUCAGUGGAUGGAGUGAAGGUGAUUCUGAAGAAGAAGAAGAAGCUUCUUCUGUUGCAGAAAAAAGAGUGGACAUGGGAUGAGAGCAAGAUGCUGGUGAUGCAGGACCCCAUCUAUAGAAUCUUCUACGUCUCCCAUGACUCACAAGACCUUAAGAUCUUCAGCUACAUUGCGAGAGAUGGUGCCAGCAACGUCUUCAGGUGUAAUGUCUUCAAAUCCAAGAAGAAGAGCCAGGCUAUGCGGAUCGUGCGCACAGUGGGCCAGGCCUUCGAGGUGUGUCACAAGCUGAGCCUGCAGCACACGCAGCAGAAUGCGGACGGCCAGGAGGAUGGUGGCAGCAGCAGUGAGCAGCACAGCAGCAGCUCCGGAGAGCCAGGCCGCCAGCUCACAGGGGCCGAGCAGGCCUCCCUGGUCACUGCGGAGGAGACAGACAUCGACGCUGUGGAGCUCCCUUUGCCUGGGAGCGACGCCCUGGAGUUCAGCCGUGGUGUCACUGACCUGGACGCUGUUGGGAAGGAAGGAGGCUCCUCUGUGGACACCCAGGUGCCAGCCCACACCCAGGAGCCUGUACUCAGUGCCUCGCCUCGGAUGCUGCUGCCCCCCACAGCCCCCACACAGGCUGCGGGGACCCCACUGUCCAGCCAUCACCAGAUGCAGCUCUUGCAGCAGCUCCUGCGGCAGCAGCAGCAACAGACUCAAGUGGCCGUGGCCCAGGUGCACCUGCUAAAGGACCAGCUGGCGGCAGAGGCAGCGGCGCGGCUGGAGGCACAGGCGCGUGUGCACCAGCUCCUGCUGCAGAAUAAGGACAUGCUGCAGCACAUCUCUGUGCUGGUCCGCCAGGUGCAGGAGUUGGAGCUGAAGCUGUCAGGACAGAAUACCAUGGGCUCCCAGGACAGCCUGCUGGAGAUCACCUUCCGCUCAGGGACACUGCCUGUGCUGUGUGACCCCACGACCCCCAAGCCAGAGGAACUGCUCUCACCACCCCCUGGUGCCGGCCUGGGGCCUCCAGCAGGCAGCCCCCUAGGUAGGCGUGAGCGCUGGGUGCAGUUGGAGUGCUUCCGCUUCCCCCCAGCUCAGGAUGCCCUGGGGGGGGCUGACACCCCACUCCCCAGUGGCCUGGAGCUCUUCAAGUUCCGGGAGUCGGGCAUCGCCUCAGAGUAUGAGUCCACCACGGACGAGAGUGAGGAGCGUGACUCCUGGUCCCCUGAGGAGCUGCCUCGCCUGCUACAGGGGCUGCAGAGGCAGGAGCUAGGUGACAGCCUGGAGGAUGAGGUGGCUGUGUAGGACCUGGGCCUGAAGGGCCUUUGGAUAGGGAGGCAGUAGGGAGCUCUGGGAUUUGGGGCAAGCCUACACCCUAACUGCAAAAGCAACACCUCCAGGGAAGCUGUCGGUACCUCCUCAGGUCCUUCGUGUUUGGGUAUCAGAUGCUCCCAGGCCUUUGGGAUUGGGUCUCCAUAGAGCCCCUCCAGGUGUGAUGGGAAGACUCUGGGGUAGGGAAAAGGUAGCCAUGACAGCCCUGGAGGUGGAGUGUGGCUGGAUGUGCUGGUGUAGAACUAGAUUCAAGCACUAUCUUCUACUAGAGGAGAGUGUGGUUUCCAAAGCCACUGGAGGGACCUUCACCUGGGGCUGGGACAGGACAGCUCUCCGCUGCCACCAGGGUCCACGUGUGGCUCAUCUGGCAGCCCUGUUCUGGAAUCAGGCGACAUCACUUAUGGCUUUGGCAGCUCAGCACUAUCUCUUGCGUUGUACAGUGUAGUCGGAUCUUACUGCAAAAAGACACACGUGGGCUAGUGGCCCCACCACUGGUGUCACAGUCCAGUGUCACUGCCAGCAGCAUUGGGGUCUUCACCACACUGUCUGGAACACCUGUCAGUGUGCCCUGAGUUGGGGCUGCACCCCUCCUGGCCAGGGUAGGUUGCCUGACAGAUGCUCGGUGUGACAAUUGCAUGGGCCCAGAAAGUAAACAUCCUUCCACCUUACAUGGCUUUAGAAUCUGGAUCUGUGAAGGUGCAGCCCUUUCUCCCAUGGCUGCCUCCCCUUCUGGACUGGAAACAAACAAGGAGACUUGAACCAGCAGGAGGUGGGUGGCAGUGGAUCAGGGUGUGUGUCUGUGGAUGUUUCCUUGUCUGAGUGUGUCCAAGCCCGUGUGUGUGAGUGUAGACGUGUGGGCUUGCAGGGAGGAGAGAGUGAGGGUUUUGUGUAUGUGUGUCCUUCAGUCAAGUCAAGGUGUGUCCUUUCUGAGCCCGACUUUGCCAGUUCGUGAUGGCUUCGCUGCUUUUUUCUAUUUUUUCUGAUUGGCACCUGAAAGGAGGCCCAGGAAUGAGACCCAAAUGGCAGUGGUCAGGAAUGGAGUUCAUGGAGCCCUCGAUGACCUCCUCACCUGUGAGCACCUCUUGGAUAGUUAGAAUUGGCGUGUUCAGGGUGUGGAUGCUCUGGCUUCUCCAAGUCCCAGGGUUUAAAGUCAGAAGCUGGAGGUGAUUGGAGAACAUAGAUAUAUAUGGUGGGAGAGUAAUGGGGGGGGCCGGAGAUGUCUCUGGAAGGGUCUGGAAAAGCUGACCCAGGGAGGAGGAUGAAAGAACUGGUGAGACUCAUUACUGUGGAACUGUGUGGGGACCUACUCAGGACAGUUGGGGUCUCCCUGCUCCCCCCAGGACCAUACAGGGCACCCAAGGACAUUUAUAGGAGUCCUGAAGGGUCCCAGCCUCACAGCCUCUGGGGCAGAAAUAAGGAUGCCGUUGAACUGAUGUCCUGGCAUUGUCACCUGCUCCCUACCCCCUCUGCUAACUCCACUCCUGCUUCUCUGUCUUCUGCUCUGCUCUGCUUGGAGGACAAGUGGACACCAGGCCCCUGGCUGUGUUGGCACCUGCCCCGCACCUCUAUGGGGCAGCAGAUUCUGGGGGUAGAGACUGUUCUGGCCAUUGGGCCUGGCUGGCGGCAGGGGGGUGGGGGGAGAGACUGAAUACCUGUCCCCUACACUGUCCCUCCUUCCUUUUCCCCUGCCUGAUCAUACAUCCUCCCAUCCCCCGUUCCCCCUCCUCCUUCCCCCCCCACAUUAGUCCCUAGUCCCCUGUCCUCCCCACUAACCCUGUGGGAUCAGCUCUCUGGGAAAUGACCGAGGUACUGUAAGUGCACUUACUUUGGUGGCUUUUACUAAAUAAACCUGUCUUUUUUUCUAACUGCUUUCUCACUGUCUCUUUUUCUUGCUGCCUGUCUCUCCCCUCCGCUCACUUUUAACAGCCUCUCCAGCCAGGGAGAUGGGGGGUAUUCUUAGUGAUACCAGGGAAUCCCAGAGUUGGUGUUUAGAGGAGUCACAUGUCCCCUCCGAUGUGGGGAGAUAGGAAUGAGUGCUCAGGCCAGUCCCAUCACCCACAAUUAUCCAGCCUGGGGUAUCAACACUGCUUAUACAGGGGGGCCUGAUUUUGCAGGGGGUGGUGGACCAGCAGAAGCAGCCUGCUACACAAUACCAUGGCAGAAACUUCCAGAAACCUUUACUCUGGGGACUGAGCAAUCUUUUGUUCAGAUUAGAGGUACUGACCUCCUUCUGUAGUCACCAGUGCACCCAGCUUCUAGGCGGCUUUUGGAGAUCCCACCCUUGGAGAAAGAGCAUAGAGGGCCCAACCAGGAAGCCAGAGUCUCAGACACCCCCAUAUAGGGGUGAGGGGGGUGUGGGGCAGAAACACCUCUAGCAUUUCUGAUUCACAGCCAAGUAGGGCUUAGGAUGCUCCUUCUAGAACAUUCCCCUGGAAAACCAGGACAGGGAGGCAAAUGCUGGGAGUGAACAGGGCCACAUAAGGGGUUGAGCUUAAGUGCAUUUAUUGACCUCUCUCUAAAGAUGUAUAAC
Erinaceus europaeus (western European hedgehog) is the source of this 3897-nucleotide messenger RNA. RefSeq names its product nitric oxide synthase 1 adaptor protein (gene NOS1AP). The transcript is spliced from 8 exons. NCBI's taxonomy places the organism in Eukaryota, Metazoa, Chordata, Mammalia, Eulipotyphla, Erinaceidae. The coding region runs from base 54 to 1340 and encodes 428 amino acids. The record is from RefSeq and is a predicted model, not a curated record. Gene Ontology annotation, molecular function: nitric-oxide synthase binding.